Molecule: messenger RNA, 2435 nt
Organism: Musca vetustissima
Lineage: Eukaryota; Metazoa; Arthropoda; Insecta; Diptera; Muscidae
Product: WD repeat-containing protein 26 homolog
Exons: 3
Coding region: 537-2390 (617 amino acids)
Biological process (GO): proteasome-mediated ubiquitin-dependent protein catabolic process
Cellular component (GO): GID complex
Molecular function (GO): protein binding
Source: RefSeq, a predicted model, not a curated record
GUUUUGUUCUGUAGCGAGUUAGCAGGGCACCUGUGAAAGACGCAGCGUGCACUGAGCGAUAAGAGCAGAGGAAGAGAGAGACAGUAUAGAAGCUGUCGUCGUUGGUGUUUUUAAAGAGACUCAAAAUUGAUAGAAACAACAAGAAAGCUGCUGCAACUGGUGCCUCUGUCGAGGACCAGCCGCCGCGCAAAAAAGGACGACGUUCAGCAGCAGGGGGUGCCACAUCAUCAGCAGCAGCAAUAUCAACAUUGACCGAAAAUUUCGCUGGACCAAAUAAUAGUGAUCAAGCCAGUUCAUUUUUAUCGGGAGACACCGAAACGGCGUCAACUUCAAGAGCCGCCGCUGCUGCACAACAAGAGCGAAUACGCAAUCAAAAUAAUCACGAAAAACAGACAAAAGGUGAUUCAGCAAAUCAAAAAGCAAACAAUAACAGCAAUAACAAAGAAAACCAUCAAGCAACGGAGAACAAACAACUCGGACAACAGCAACAGCAUUGCAAUCAAAUCAGUGAUACAGAAAAAAAAUCGGGUGUAAAUAUGGAUAAUAUUGGAGCGAUUCCUUCCACCUCUGCGGGAAUUGAAGCGGCAUCUGGUGCCAGUAACCAUGGAAGUGACUCAUCCUCAAACAUCAACAAUUCUACAACUAAUGGACACGAUCCCAAACACAAUGGAUUCACUGCCAGGAAUAAUAACAACGCCAUAGAACCGUCUAACAGUCGCGAUGACCAGAACAAUCACAACGAGACGAAUAACACGAUCUCUUGGUUAGGAAAGUCCAACCAAGAAAUCAUAAGACUUAUUGGGCAAUAUUUGCAGGACUUGGGUCUCGAGAAAUCUGUCAAUACAUUAAUGUCCGAAUCUGGUUGCUAUCUAGAACACCCAUCAGCAACUAAGUUUCGAGAGCAUGUCCUUUCAGGAGAGUGGAGCAAAGCAGAUGCAGACUUGAAGGAACUAGAACCGCUAAUAGACAAUGGGAAACCAUCGACUAUCACAGAAAUGAAAUUUUUAUUGUUGGAGCAAAAAUAUCUGGAAAAUCUAGAUGAUGGAUGUCCCUUGGAAGCCUUGCAUGUUCUGCGGAAUGAGCUUACACCGUUGCAACAUAAUAUUUCAAGGGUCCAUCAACUCUCGUCAUACAUGAUGUGUUCAAAUAAUCACGACCUUUACCAACGUGCCAAAUGGGAAGGUAAAGGAAUAUUAUCUCGAGCACUUGUAAUGGAACGCUUACAGACAUAUUUGCCACCAUCAGUAAUGAUGGCUCCCCGGCGCUUGCGAUCCCUGCUGCAACAAGCCGUUGAGUUACAGACACAGAAUUGCAUGUUCCAUGACAUGGCAUGGGAAACGAAUCUGCAAAACGUGUCGUUGCUCACGGACCACUGCUGCGCCACCGACGGGUUUCCGCUCCAAACAAUUCAAAUUUUGUCCGAUCAUUGCGACGAAGUGUGGUUCUGCAAGUUCUCACCUGAUGGCUUGAAGUUGGCUACGGGUAGCAAGGAUGGAGCUGUCAUAAUCUGGGAUGUUGAUCCGUAUAAAUUGCAAUUGAAACAACGUCGUGUUUUAGACAGUCAAACACAAAUGAGUGUUGCUUUCAUUAAUUGGAGCCCCGACUCGAAAAUGAUCUUGGUUGGUGGACCAGAAGACUCGACGGAAAUAUGCAUCUUCAAUGUCGACGAUGGUCGUUUAAUAAUGAAAAUGGAUAACAUGAAUCAAGAAGACAGCCUCUCCUGUGGGGCAUUCAAUCGAGAUGGAACCAGGUUCGUGUGUGGUGGACAAAAAGGACAAUUUUACCUAUGCGAUCUUAAGGGUACAGUACUCGAUUCAUGGGAAGGAGUACGAAUCAAUAGCGUAGCCUACAGGUCAGACAAUAAAACGAUAUUAGCCGCAGAUAACCAUUACAGAAUCCGAGGGUAUAACUUUGAAAAUCCCCGAUCAGAUUUUGACGUAUUGAAGGAAUCACACCCAAUCAUGACAUUUUCUGUGAACUCCGCAGACCGUUUAGCAUUGCUGAACAUUUCAAAUCAAGGCCUGCAUUUGUGGGACUUGGAGGACAAAUGCCUAUUGCGUAGUUUUCAAGGUAUUCGCCAAAGCAAUUUUGCUAUACAUUCGUGCUUUGGGGGAGUCAACGAGAGUUUCGUUGCCAGUGGAAGUGAAGACAAACACGUCUGCAUUUGGCAUAUAAAAAGAGAGGAGCCAUUGGCCAAACUGUCGGGACACGCUAAAACGGUUAAUUGCGUCUCUUGGAAUCCCGUUUAUCCCUCCCUACUGGCUUCGGCCAGCGAUGAUUCGACUGUUCGCAUUUGGGGUCCAACAUCUACACAUAACGUUAAUUCUACACCCGAAAGUGAUGACUGUUCGUCGUGUUCAUCUUCCUCGUCGUGGAAUAUGACUUCCUAGAGCAUAGUAGCAGAUAUGUUUGACGUCGUCGUAGUGAAAAUAUCU